GAGUCCCCAGAGAAUCCGGCACUGUCGGCAUCUGGCUUGGCUUCCUUCUGUUGUUAAGUUAUUAAUUGCUGCUCUGCCCAUUCGUCCGGUCUGCAACCUCAUGCACGAACACGCGCUGACAGUUGUCUCUGGUUUCGUUCCACAUGGAAAGAUAUACGCUCCUGCGUGGCCUCGUUGAAUGGGACCAGACACCUCAUAUCGUUUUGACUGCAGCCUAAUGGCACCGAUAGCAUGCACGGCCAAGUUCCCCAGUUUACCUUCUUCUCGUGCCAUGCCGACAAGGCACAGCACGCAUCGAGUUGGGAAGAACUAGCACCGCACUUCGAGAAACCCACAUCCGACGAUGUCUGGUGGCUGGACGUUUGUGACGGUACAGAGGACGACGUCGCUGCCGUUGCUCGCUCGCUGGCAAUCCAUCCCCUGACGGUGGAGGACAUUGCCCUGCAGGAGCCGCGACAGAAGAUUGAGACUUUCCCGGACUACUAUCUCAUCACGCAGCGCACAUUGUCUGCCUCGCUCGACGAUCAAGAGAUAAAAGAGCCCAAGAUCAGCGAGGAUGGCCCCUUGCUUGCAAUGCCAGGUCGUCCCAGCCCCCAGAUGCUGUUCAUCCUGGUCUUCGGUCAUGGCACAGUAACCUUCUCUCGCAGCGGCACUGGCCAUGUCGGUCGAGUGCGCAGUCGAAUUGCCAGACUGCACGAUCGAUCCGUCCUCUCCAGCGACUGGAUCUGCUAUGCCCUCUUGGACGACGUAAUCGACAGCUUCCAGCCCAAAAUCGAAGCCAUGUCACGCGAAUCCGAAGCAAUCCAAGACCAGAUCUACAUCGCGCGAGACGACGACAUGACCCCGUUAAUGCUGCGGAUCUACAACCUCCGCAAACGCAUCAACCACCUCACGCACUCCCUCUCCGGCAAAUCCGACGUGCUGAACGGCUUCGUCAAGCGCUGCCAGACAAAACGCUGGCACCCUGCCUUCCCAGCCGGCGAUCUGAUCGUCUACCUCAGCGAUGUCCAAGACCACCUCGUCACGAUCCUGGCUGAACUAGCGCACCUCGACGAGAUAACGAGCAGACUGCAGUCGAACUUCCUCGCGCAGACGAGCGUGCAUAACAUGCGGCUGAGCGCGAGACUCAACUCGGGAUUAAGCAAGGUGACCGUCCUUGCGACGAUCUUUGUGCCGCUGCAUAUGGUGACGGGGUUGUUUGGGAUGAAUGUUACUGUUCCGGGGGAUGAUGUUGAGGGUUCGCUGGCGUGGUUCUUUGGGAUUGUGGGGGUGUUUAUUGCUGUUAUUCUCGCUGCUUGCUUUGCGGCGUGGAGGUUUAAGCUGUUGUAGCUACCACAUGAACCGGGUUAUACAUUAGAAUUGGCCAUAGAAUUGCCAAAAUCCUGUCAUUCUCCAC
Aspergillus versicolor CBS 583.65 is the source of this 1396-nucleotide messenger RNA. Its product is annotated as magnesium transporter CorA family protein. Bases 232 to 1329 code for a protein of 365 amino acids. Gene Ontology annotation, molecular function: magnesium ion transmembrane transporter activity. Gene Ontology annotation, biological process: intracellular magnesium ion homeostasis; magnesium ion transmembrane transport. The record is from RefSeq and is a predicted model, not a curated record. Gene Ontology annotation, cellular component: plasma membrane. NCBI's taxonomy places the organism in Eukaryota, Fungi, Ascomycota, Eurotiomycetes, Eurotiales, Aspergillaceae. The transcript has 2 exons.